This is a messenger RNA of Tyto alba (common barn owl), 3317 nucleotides long. It is a transcript of the gene IL1RAPL1, whose product is annotated as interleukin 1 receptor accessory protein like 1. The transcript is spliced from 10 exons. Gene Ontology annotation, biological process: negative regulation of exocytosis; signal transduction. The coding region runs from base 1 to 2025 and encodes 674 amino acids. NCBI's taxonomy places the organism in Eukaryota, Metazoa, Chordata, Aves, Strigiformes, Tytonidae. The record is from RefSeq and is a predicted model, not a curated record.
AUGCUCUUUCAGAAAGCUGAUGGAUGCACUGACUGGUCUGUGGAUUACAAGAAAUAUCAAGUUCUAGUGGGAGAACCUGUUCGUAUAAAAUGUGCACUCUUUUAUGGAUAUAUUAGAGCUAAUUACUCCCUAGCUCAAAGUGCUGGACUUAGUUUGAUGUGGUACAAAAGCUCUGGACCUGGAGACUUUGAGGAACCUAUAGCAUUUGAUGGAACUAGAAUGAGCAAAGAAGAAGACUCCAUUUGGUUCCGACCGACAGUGGUACAAGACAGCGGGCUCUAUGCAUGUGUUAUAAGAAACUCAACUUACUGUAUGAAAGUGUCCAUUUCGCUGACGGUGGGUGAAAAUGACACUGGACUCUGCUACAAUUCAAAGAUGAAAUAUUUUGAAAAAGCUGAACUUAGCAAAAGCAAGGAAAUCUCAUGUCCUGAAAUUGAGGAUUUUUUAUUUCCAUUUAGGGAGCCUGAAAUUCUGUGGUAUAAGGAAUGCAAGUCAAAGACAUGGAGAUCAAGUAUUGUGUUUAAAAAGGACACUCUUGUCAUUCGGGAAGUUAGAGAGGAUGACAUUGGAAAUUACACUUGUGAGUUAAAAUAUGGAUUCUUUGUUGUCAGAAGAACUACGGAAUUAACAGUUACAGCACCACUAACAGAUAAACCACCAAAGCUCUUACACCCCUUGGAGAGUAAGCUAACAAUUCAGGAGACCCAGUUAGGCGGUUCUGCUAAUCUCACCUGCCGAGCUUUCUUUGGAUAUAGUGGAGAUGUCAGUCCUUUAAUCUACUGGAUGAAAGGGGAGAAAUUUAUUGAAGAUUUGGAUGAUAGUCGAGUCUGGGAAAGUGAUAUCAGGGUUCUCAAGGAACAUCUUGGGGAACAGGAGGUUUCUAUCUCAUUGAUUCUUGACUCUGUGGAAGAGGCAGACCUCGGGAAUUACUCGUGCUACGUUGAGAAUGGAAAUGGACGCCGGCAUGCCAGCAUACUCCUACAUAAAAGGGAGUUGAUGUACACAGUUGAGCUUGCUGGUGGUCUUGGUGCUAUUCUGCUGCUGCUUGUUUGUUUAGUGACUAUCUACAAGUGUUACAAGAUAGAGAUUAUGCUCUUCUACAGGAAUCAUUUUGGAGCUGAAGAACUAGAUGGAGAUAACAAAGACUAUGAUGCAUAUCUAUCUUAUACCAAAGUGGAUCCUGACCAGUGGAAUCAAGAAACUGGAGAAGAAGAAAGGUUUGCUCUUGAGAUCUUACCAGAUAUGCUUGAAAAGCAUUAUGGAUAUAAGUUGUUCAUACCAGACAGAGAUUUGAUUCCCACAGGAACCUACAUUGAAGACGUGGCAAGAUGUGUAGACCAAAGCAAGCGACUGAUCAUUGUCAUGACUCCAAAUUAUGUGGUAAGAAGAGGCUGGAGCAUCUUUGAACUGGAAACAAGGCUUCGAAACAUGUUAGUCACGGGUGAAAUCAAAGUGAUACUGAUUGAAUGCAGUGAACUACGGGGAGUUAUGAACUACCAGGAGGUCGAGGCCCUGAAACAUACCAUCAAGCUCCUCACUGUCAUUAAAUGGCAUGGACCAAAAUGCAACAAGUUGAAUUCCAAGUUCUGGAAACGUUUACAGUACGAAAUGCCUUUUAAGAGGAUUGAACCCAUCACACAUGAGCAGGUUUUAGAUGUCAGUGAGCAGGGGCCCUUUGGGGAACUGCAGACAGUCUCCGCAAUUUCCAUGGCUGCUGCCACCUCCACUGCUCUUGCCACUGCCCAUCCAGACCUGCGCUCCACCUUUCAUAACACAUAUCAUUCACAGAUGCGCCAGAAACACUAUUAUCGAAGCUAUGAAUACGAUGUACCUCCUACCGGCACCCUGCCGCUUACCUCAAUAGGUAACCAGCAUACCUACUGCAACAUCCCUAUGACACUUAUAAAUGGGCAGCGACCGCAGACAAAAACUAACAGGGAGCAGAAUCCAGAAGAGGCUCAUACAAACAGUGCGAUACUGCCCCUCUUGCCACGGGAAACCAGUAUAUCAAGUGUCAUUUGGUGACCGAAAUGCAAGGGGCCAUCAACCCCCUUUAGUAGGAGCUGAGUCUGCAGUCCGGUGCCUGGAACUACAUCCUCGACUGCUGCUGUUAAACAUGCAUUACAAUCGAUAACAUACGAGGAAAAACAGGGUCUUGUACAUAUGUUUUUUGCAAUUUCUUUGUAGCAUCAGUCUUCCUGUUUUACCCAUGUCUCUUCCCAUUCACAUUUUUGACUUUGUUUUAUAUGUCAUUGAAAUUUGUAUAUUUACAUUUUUUUAAAUGAAGAGACUGCUGUAUAGAUAGGAAACUUUUUUGCUUCAUUAGUAUAGUUUUAGACUUUUUGUUUGUCUGUUUUUAACCUCUCAUGGGAAUGCUUGGACAAAGCUAUGUUGAUAUCAGAAGCACCAUCCAUUUUGUUGGCCUGCCUAGCCUGAUUCCUGGAGGCCAUGCCUGCUGCAGUUCACCCAUUUUGGAGAAUAUUUGUUCUUAGAAGGACCCCAUCCCUCACUGAGAGCUCCAGUUUAAUUUCUACUCCUGUAAUGUGCACUGCUGCUUCCCUGCCCUUACAAUGACCCGCAUUCGGGGUAACACUACAGUCUGAUCAUCUAACAUGUAACUUGGUAGAUACCUGUCAAACAACAGAAUAUACCCAUCUGUAUCGGUUGCUUCACAGUAGUCACUACAGAGUGUGUAGAAAUUAGAGAUGGUUUGGUUUUUGCUUUCUUGGGUUUGUUUGUUUUUUUUUUAAUUAUUAUUUUAAGAAUGAGUUGAUUGUAUCCCUUUUAUAAAUAUAAAAGCAAACCCUAAUUUUAACACUUCUUGGAAAAGUAUUAAUGUCGUUGUGGAUUUUAUUUUUAAUUUUUCUUUUCCCCCUUUCAAAAUCCUGCAAAUAAGAUCAUUUGCAAUUGUCAGGCAAGUAAGACAAGUGAGGCAAUAGGCACUGAAGUGCAGAAAAUCCUGCUGGUUUUUACGGUGAUGACUUCUAGACCAAAGGGGAAUUAAAAGACAGUAUUGUAGAGGGUUUGUCACUUUGUAUUAUAGAAAGUGUUAUUUUCUAAAAAAGUAAGAGCAAAACAUUAUUUUGCUGUAGAUUACAGAGUCCCCAUGUAUUUUAAUGUUCCAAAACCUGUAUUUGCUUUAAAAUUAUAUAUUCAGGAUUAAGAAAUAUUAUUUCAUUUGGGUUUAGCUUGUAACAAUAAGUAAAACUUUACUAAUUUCACCAUGAUUUCAGUAAGAACUCAGGCAGAAAAAAAUGACAUGAAUACCAACAAAUAUCAUUGUUUUCAGAAUAAACUUUAUUUAUACAAAAUUAAUA